Messenger RNA from Astrephomene gubernaculifera, 4046 nucleotides. NCBI's taxonomy places the organism in Eukaryota, Viridiplantae, Chlorophyta, Chlorophyceae, Chlamydomonadales, Astrephomenaceae. The record is from the annotation of a GenBank genome assembly.
UGAAUUGUUACCGAUAGCCCGUCGUCCUGACCGCUUCAGUUGCCAGAGUAGAUACAAUUGACAAUUUUGCUCUUUAACUAUAUAUUACGGCGGCGCGAGGUAUCGCAUAUGUUUGCCACAAGUCGCCAGUACCUUCUCAUGAAGCAAACCUGCACAUUGACCCCUCUUACUGAAUUCCAUCACAUGGUCAAUUAAUCGAUAUAGCACCAAUCAGUUCGCGCGGCUGCGAGGAAUUGCUAGCCUGGGCUAUGGUGCAAUCCUCGCCUACACCUUAAGCUGCGCUUGCGGUCUCCAACAAGCCCCUGCUUUGAAACGGACCAUUUCGAAGAUACCCCUUCACAACAUGCGGCUGACGGCAAGACACCGUGCGAUACGUGCCCGGGCCGGAAGCCAUCGCGUCCGCAGCGGCACAUGCCUUACUCCAACCCUUUCCGUCACCGUCGCAACCGUUACCGCCUCAGCGGCAGCAGUGAAAACAAGCUCAGCUCUUUCAAUGAUUUAUCCUCCAGCCCAUCGGGUGACCGUUGCCACAGCCGCUGCUGCCACCAGCCCUGCCGAUUCAGCUGCCCAUGCUGCCAGCCCACUCGCCCCCAGGAGCGUCAGUGGUGGCGCAAGGGGGCUUGCACCAAAAAUACCGUGUUCUGUAGGAGGAUGGCAUAGGACGGUGUUUGGCAGGGACGUAGCAGCGGCAGCUAGAGGAGUGUUAUCUGCUCAAGCCUCUGUAGCGGACCUGUCCGCAAUGAAGGUUUCGGAGCUACAAGCGGCGCUGCAAGCCCGGGGUCUGCCGCGAUCCGGCCGUAAAUCGGACCUAAUCGAACGGUUGCUAGCAGCGGAAGCGCAAGCCGGAGGUGCUACCUCCAUUGCUGCUGUGGGGCUUAGUGGUGGUCAUGGCGCCGACGAAGGCGUUGGUGAAGGCAGCGCUAGCAGCAGCAGUAGCAGCCAGAGCAGGGAUGCAUGCGCCGAGGCGACGGAGCCAACGGCAGUUGCAGCGGCGGUGGCUCCCGGCGUCGUACGGCGGGGUCGGCGGCGGCUGCCGACUUCCGUACAAGCAGUUCCUCCUCUCCCUCCUCCCUCCCACUCGGUACCCCUGCCCAGGGGAGUAGGAACAGGAAGCGGCGGCGGGGGGCACGGAGGGGAUGGCGGAAGUGGCGGCGACACGUUCCUGAAUGACCUGUUCGGAACUCUGGACCUCAAUAUUGUGGUCAAGGAGCGUGCGCCGCCCCAGCCAACCACAACAACCACAGGAAAAACUACAACUACAACUACUACCCGUCACAACCCCCAACCUCACCCCCGCCAAGCCACCGCCAGCAGCCGCAGUUCCCCCUCCUCAGGCGCCGAGGAGGAGCAGGAGGUGAAGGGGAGGGAGGUGAAAAGGGCAGAGGAGAAGGGCGCCGUUGCCCCACGCCGUACGGCAGCUGUGACUAGUACGGCAGCUGGAGCCGCCGCCACCACCGCCGCCGCCUCCACUUCCGCCGCCGCCAGUGUUUUGGAUGCACUUCGUCAGCGGCUGCGGGGCCAGCAGGCGCCACCUGCCGUUCACAGCAGCGGCAGCGGUGGGAAGCAGCAGGAGGAGGAGGAGGCAGGAUGGCGGCUCACAGGACAGCAGCAGCGGAGGCAGCGGCGCGAGCCGUCAUCAUCUCCUAGGCGUGACGAAGCGGAAGGAGGAGCGGAGGGAGGAGCGGAAGGAGGAGCGGAGGGAGGAGCGGAAGGAGGAGCGCAAGCAGCGGCAGCGGAAGCAGUACCUCCGCUGCCUAGGCGGAGAAGCAGGAAGGAGGUGGCGGUGGAGGAGGCGGAGGAGGAGGUUGGCCAGGAAGAGGAGAAAGAGACAGGACCCCCACCGAGGACAAGUGCAGCAGCAGCACCACCACCACCCUCAUCAUCAGACUCGCCUCCUGCGACUAGCAGGUCUGUGCCCUCCUCCUCCUCCUCCCCGCCCUCGCCCUCCUCACCCCCUUCUCCAUCCUCCUCCGCCUCUUCGGAUUCUCCUGGCUCCUCUUCGCCCCCUACGCUACCCGCACAGCAGGAGGGUGGGGAGCCGGGCCCACCCAACCCUGAGGACCUACCGCCCUGGCCGCCCAUGUACAUGGGUCAGCUACACCGCGUGACGGAUCUCGCCCCGGGAGACCCGGAUGCGCAGGAGGAGCUGCUGCUGUCCAACGUGCCGGGUUUGGCCCUCACCGCGCUGGGUACGGCUGCCGUACACGCCACUGCGGGCAGCGCCCUUGGCGGACUGGCGCUGGCGAGGGGGAAGGAGAUCCUGCUGUUUGAUGCGGGUGAUGACACGCAGCGCCAGCUCGCCCGCUCCUACCACACCAAGCCCUCCAAGAUCUACCGCAUCUUCCUCACUAGCCUGCAACCGGAAAGCGUGUUGGGCUUGCCGGGCCUGCUGUGCGUCAUUAACCAAGCCCGGGAGAGGGGGCACGAAUUGGCAGACAUUCCCGUACACAUUUACGGCCCGCGUGGUACGGCAGACUACCUGUCAACCGUCAUGCGCGUUAGUCAGACCUAUCUGGAGAUCACCCUUGUCGUACAUGAGGUGUGUCUGGCCGCUGUUCCACCCUCCGCCUCCGAGCCGCAGCUCUUCGCCUCGCGCUGCCGCAUCUGGCGAGUGGAGCUGCCGCCCGACCAGCUGAACCCCGCCGGGGGGGUGGACGCAUCGCUGCUGCUCUUCGCACCGGACCAGGGUCGCAGCCAGCGCAAGAGGGGUCGUAACGCUGCGGGUGGGGUGCUGGGCAUCGACCCGCGAGCCGGCUACCUGGGCUGGCCGCCACUGACACCCGGGGACCCGGACAGGCCCGACCCUCCCCCCCUGGAUCAGCUCACCUGGACCCUGCAGCUGGACCCGUCAGCUCGGGUGGUCAUCACCUGCCUGCCAGCGGGGCCAGGAGGAGAGGGCUCUGAAACCACAUUGGCCUACACUGUCGUGGAGGCGGACCGCGCGGGUGGUCUCAGUGUGGAGCGCGCUGCUGCUGCGGGGCUGCCAGGGGGAGCUCAGUUUUCCAGGCUCAAGGCGGGGGAGACUGUAACCAACAAGUGGGGUGCCCCCGUGCCUCCCUCCCUGGUCAUUUCCCCCACCCGCCCCGGCCGGCGCGUGGUGGUGCUGGGUGCCACAUGCGCCCCGCAGCAGCUGCUGCGGAGUCCGGCAGCGGCGCGGCUCGUGAGGGGGGCGGACGUGGUGGUGGCGGGGCCGCUGUGGACGGAGGACGACGCCGACAUGGCGGCUGAGGCGGGUGGUUGUACGGCAGCCGCAUUUGGUCGCGUCGUACGACAACUGGAUGUACGGUACGUGCUGCUCAGCCGCUUCGACGGCCGCCGACUGGAGCAGGAAGAGGAGGAGGAGGAAGGAGGAGGAGGAGAGCAAGGAAGCGCAAGGAAUGGUGAAGGGAAUGAGGCGUCAGCGUCGACGUCGGGGGUAACGGGUUAUCGUGCGAGGGUGGCAGCAGAGCUUCUGGCUGCAGCAACAGCUGUGGAGGAAGAGGAGGAGGAGGAGGAUGGCGGGCCUGCAUUGACAAGGAAGAGGGCUGGUAGCAGCAAGAGAAAGAGCAAGACGGGUAACAAGCGACUGGGAAAGAGCGAGAGCGGGUCUGAGGAAGACAUUAACGGCGGUGAUGGUGGUGGUGAAGAGGAGGGGGGGCAAGGCGUACGGCGGCGGCUGCGCGGGGUGCUGGUGUUGCAGGAGCUGGAGAGUGUGUUGGUGGAUAAGAAUGAGGGACCGCAGGAGCGGCCAGAGGGGCAGUAGUAGCGGCGAGGGAGGCUGGACCGCAGGAGCGGCCAGAGGGGCAGCAAUAGAGGCGAAGGAGGCUGGACCGCAGGAGCGGCCAGAGGGGCAGUAGUAGCGGCGAAGGAGGCUGGACCGCAGGAGCGGCCAGAGGGGCAGUAGUAGCGGCGAGGGAGCCGCGAUUCAAGCAAGCCGCGAUGGAACCAGGACCAUAGAAUGUGGCGCGGGAGGCUAAACUAGCAAGGAAAGCAACAGGAGCGUGGCAGUGCUGCUAACAACAGCGACAAGGGACGGAUGGGAGGCUAAGUGCUACUGCCGCCCUUUG